GAUGUCGGGGGAAGGGCUUGAAGGAGGAACUACGGAGGCUUCCAGAAGAUUUUGAUUAACAGCGAGCGCUAGGGAAGGUCACAGGGAUACAAAAGGGUAGGAGGAGGAUCCAGAGACCUCCAAGUUGUGGACUUCGAAGGCAUCCGGUUCCUUUCCCAGCUUUGUCAAGAAUUCCCUGGGCGGCGGACACCCUCAAAAUAAAAAAAAUGGGAACCACAGAGAAGGGGAAAAAGAAGAACCACAAGCGUUUUGAGAAACAAACAGAGGCUGGGCCUAGGGCCUGGGGUGUGCCCUGCAACUGGGGGGGGUGGGGCUGGAUGUUCUUGGAGUCAGGGAGCAGCAGCCUCCCACAGGAUGUGAGAGAGGAACUGGGGUCUCCAGUCACGGGAGCCAGGAGCCGGCCAGGGCCGCAGGCAGGAAGGGAGCGAGGCUGAAGGGAACGUCGUCCUCGCAGCAUGAGGGUCCCGCGGCCUCAGCCCUGGGCGCUGGGGCUCCUGCUCUUUCUCCUGCCCGGGAGCCUGGGCGCAGAAAGCCACCUCUCCCUCCUGUACCACCUCACCGCGGUGUCCUCGCCUGCCCCGGGGACGCCUGCCUUCUGGGUGUCUGGCUGGCUGGGCCCGCAGCAGUACCUGAGCUACGAUAGCCUGCGGGGCCAGGCGGAGCCCUGUGGAGCUUGGGUCUGGGAAAACCAAGUGUCCUGGUAUUGGGAGAAAGAGACCACAGAUCUGAGGAUCAAGGAGAAGCUCUUUCUGGAAGCUUUCAAAGCUUUGGGGGGAAAAGGCCCCUACACUCUGCAGGGCCUGCUGGGCUGUGAACUGAGCCCUGACAACACCUCGGUGCCCACCGCCAAGUUCGCCCUGAACGGCGAGGAGUUCAUGAAUUUCGACCACAAGCAGGGCACCUGGGGUGGGGACUGGCCCGAGGCCCUGGCUAUCAGUCAGCGGUGGCAGCAGCAGGACAAGGCGGCCAACAAGGAGCUCACCUUCCUGCUAUUCUCCUGCCCACACCGGCUGCGGGAGCACCUGGAGAGGGGCCGUGGAAACCUGGAGUGGAAGGAGCCCCCCUCCAUGCGCCUGAAGGCCCGACCCGGCAACCCUGGCUUUUCCGUGCUUACCUGCAGCGCCUUCUCCUUCUACCCUCCGGAACUGCAACUUCGGUUCCUGCGGAAUGGGCUGGCCGCUGGCACCGGCCAGGGCGACUUCGGCCCCAACAGUGACGGCUCCUUCCACGCCUCGUCGUCACUAACAGUCAAAAGUGGCGAUGAGCACCACUACUGCUGCAUCGUGCAGCACGCAGGGCUGGCGCAGCCCCUCAGGGUGGAGCUGGAAACUCCAGCCAAGUCCUCGGUGCUCGUGGUGGGAAUCGUCAUCGGUGUCUUGCUACUCACAGCAGCGGCUGUAGGAGGAGCUCUGUUGUGGAGAAGGAUGAGGAGUGGGCUGCCAGCCCCUUGGAUCUCCCUCCGUGGAGAUGACACCGGGUCCCUCCUGCCCACCCCGGGGGAGGCCCAGGAUGCUGAUUCGAAGGAUAUAAAUGUGAUUCCAGCCACUGCCUGACCAUCCGCCAUUCCGACUGCUAAAAGCGAAUGUGGUCAGGCCCCUUUCAUGCUGUGAGACCUCCUGGAACACUGGCAUCUCUGAGCCUCCAGAAGGGGUCCUGGGUCCUGUUGUCCUCCGUCUGGAGCCCCGUCCUGUGGUCUGCCUCAGUUUCCCCUCCUAAUACAUAUGGCUCUUUUCCACCUCGAUAAUAUAACACGAGUUUGGGCCCGAA
Messenger RNA from Chlorocebus sabaeus (green monkey), 1767 nucleotides. RefSeq names its product Fc gamma receptor and transporter (gene FCGRT). Gene Ontology annotation, biological process: immune response. Gene Ontology annotation, cellular component: external side of plasma membrane. NCBI's taxonomy places the organism in Eukaryota, Metazoa, Chordata, Mammalia, Primates, Cercopithecidae. The record is from RefSeq and is a predicted model, not a curated record. Gene Ontology annotation, molecular function: beta-2-microglobulin binding.